Molecule: messenger RNA, 973 nt
Organism: Aspergillus homomorphus CBS 101889
Lineage: Eukaryota; Fungi; Ascomycota; Eurotiomycetes; Eurotiales; Aspergillaceae
Product: putative NADH-ubiquinone oxidoreductase 21 kDa subunit
Exons: 3
Coding region: 118-696 (192 amino acids)
Source: RefSeq, a predicted model, not a curated record
GGAUUCUCAAAGGUACGUUAUUCGAUGAAAUUUGCGGCGAUUGAUGUCAAUGCUUUGCUGUGGAGUCGAUUGUGCGGUUCAAAAUUUACACACUCACGGAUCGAACAGGACAUCAUAAUGGCUCGUGACAUAAUGAAAGCGGCCAAGUCGGCAUCCAACGUGAUAGCUGUUCACAAGAAAUACACUGUUCAAUCAACUGGUAUAUGGGAGCGUAUCCGCCGCCUUUUCGCCAUUGACCCCGAUCGCUCUACUGGCGUUCCGUUGAACUCCCAAUUUCGCCUGCCGGCUCCAGGAUCUCUUCCACCUUUGUCCUAUGAUGAUCCAGUCACUAUCCCCGCAGGCGACAUUGCCGAUAACCCUUACUGGAAGCGAGACGUGCGAAGAAAUUACCCCAGGCUCAGUACGGUCAGCCAGGCAGAUGCCGUUGGUCUUCUCAGCGUAGGAAGUCAAGCAGCACCCAAAGAGGUUCUAAAGCUCGGUGAAGCAGGCGAAAAGCAGCUGGUAUCGAUCAAAGAAGAGGGAGAGGAGCGCGGUCUCGCCGGUCUUUUCAAGAAAGACAAGGCGGGAGUCAAAGGCGUUCUGGGUGCAAAUGGGUUGCCACCCUUGCCUUGCAGCUUGAAUUCUUCAGCCUCCAAGUACCAGUUGGGUCAUGAACAUGGCUACCCUGGCGUGUACCCCUGUCGCACUUUUGUUUAAAUAUACUUAGGUGUAGAUAUGCAUUAUCAUUCUUCAAAUUCAAGUGCUAUCCUGGGCUCGAAUCUUCCCAUGCAAAUUUUACGUGCCUGUAACUCGAAUAUCUGAUACAUAUAUCUUGCAUCCGAAUGUGCUAGACAAGUUCGGAGGAUGAACAACUCUCCUUUUGCGUGGGCGAGCUCAUUGCUCAAAACAUAUAUUGAACAUUGUCAUACGAUCUACUUACCUACUACUCAAUGUGCCCCAGUCAGUCAAGGUCGGUCGUUAUUCAGGAUUGAUA